UGGUUGUCUGGCUGGUCUUGCAUGGUGUAGGACAUCAUCACUGCUUGCCGUGGCCGUUAAGUGCAACUCCUGCCGCUGCAGCCUGCAGGCUUCUUCUUCUUCGAGCUCGCGGCCAUAAACUAAACUAAAAGUAUACCAUGCGACGCGACGACCAAGCCUAGGCCUCUGCUUCAGGUGAGGUGGCACGACGAUGGCGCCGCUGCUCGGAGUCGGGGUCUCUCUCCUCGUCGCCGGGCUCGGCUGCGCGCUGCUCGUCGCGCCGUCGGAAUCGGUUGCUGAUGACGUGUCCGCGCUUCUUGCGUUCAAGAAGGCCAUCUACGAGGACCCUCUCGCGAAGCUGUCGGACUGGAACCCCAAGGACGACGAUCCUUGCGGCUGGACAGGGGUGGAGUGCUCACCGUUCGACAGCCGCGUGGUGACUCUGGAAUUGUCAAAUUCAUCGCUCAAAGGAUUCCUGGCACUAGAGAUUGAAUCCCUGAGUUCUUUACAAAAACUCAUAUUGGAUCAAAAUACACUCAUGGGUUCAAUUCCGAAAGGAAUCGGCAAGCUGAGAAAUUUAAUUGUGUUGGACCUCAGCAUCAAUCAACUCGUAGGGUCCAUUCCCAGUGAGAUCGGUGACAUGCCAAAAAUGUUAAAAAUAGACCUUCAUGCUAAUCGGUUGGAUGGUGCUAUCCCUCCCGAGCUUGGCAAAUUGUCAAGCCUCACUGAGUUACGAUUGAGCAAUAAUAGCCUUACAGGGACUAUUCCUGGAAGUAAUGAUUCAAGCGUGGUAUUCACCAACAGCGAUGGCCAAAUUGGAUUGUGUCGAUUAACUCAGCUAACUGAUAUGGACCUCUCUUAUAACUAUUUAGUUGGAGAUGUUCCUACAUGUUUCAAGCAAAUCCAAAGAUCAAGCUUGGUAGGAAAUUGUUUCAAGAACAAUGACACAACGAAUCGUCCUGAUCAUCAAUGUGAAAACAACCUGAGAGGAAACGAAAACAACAGCGUUGAUAAGAACGAGCGGAAAAGCUCUCAACAACCACUUUGGCUUCUUAUCCUAGAAGUCAUUACAGGAAUUUCAUUUCUUACUAUGUUAACACUAUGUACCAUAGCUGGUCUCAGAAGGUGCAAAGCUAGAUCCUCUGGAAACAGUGGUACAUGGACAAGAGCUGUAAGCUGGAAGGAAAACAAUGUAAUUUCAAUUGAUGAUGACUUGCUCGCGAAUGUGCCAAAAAUAAGUCGGCAAGAGCUUGCAGAAGCUUGUGAAGACUUCAGCAAUAUCAUUGGAUCUUCUCACGAUACAAUAGUAUACAAAGGAACUAUGAAUGAUGGCAGUGAAAUUGCUGUUGUGUCACUAUCUGCUUCAGUACAUUACUGGACGAGCUAUGUUGAGCUGUACUUCCAGAAGGAGGUAGUAGAAAUGGCCAGAUUGAGUCAUGAAAAUGUUGCGAAGAUGGUGGGAUAUAGCAAGGAAUCUGAUCCGUUUUCAAGAAUGCUAGUCUUUCAGUACCCACCAAAUGGGACACUCUAUGAGCAUCUCCACGAUGUGGAAGGAUGCCAGCUAUCUUGGCCCAGGCGGAUGAAAAUAGCCCUCAGAAUCGCCCGUGCCCUCAGAUACUUGCACACAGAGAUGCAGCCCCCAUUUGCAGUAGCUGCAUUGGCAUCAAGUUCAGUUUAUCUAACUGAAGAUUUCUCCCCAAAGAUAAUUGAUUUUGAGAGAUGGAGAGCUCUCCUGACAAAACCAGGGCUCAGCUCUGGUAGUAUAGUGAACGGGUCACUCAACAACAUUACGGAUUCGCGGCACAGGCGUUUCAUGGACGUCCAGGCCAACACGUUUGCUUUCGGGGUGAUUCUGCUGGAGUUGAUAAGUGGAAGAGCCCCAGUUUCUAAAGAUACAGGAGACCUUGUUGACUGGGCGAGGAAGCACUUGGACCAGGCCGAAGAGUUCAGCAAGCUGGUCGACCCGAAGCUGAGGAACGCCAACCACGAGAACCUGGGCAUCGUCUGCAACGUGGUGAACCUCUGCAUCGACGCCGAGCCGUGCAGGAGACCCUCGAUGAACAUGAUCACCGCCAUUCUGGAGGAAGGCAUCGACAUGUCGCCGGCGACCGUCCUCAGGGACUCCUCCCUGGCAUGGGCGGAGUCAGAGAUCGCUAUCUCGUAGAUGGACACGCUCUUUGCUGCUCCUGGGACUGUAACCACCACACAGACAAAGAGCUUCUUAGCUUUUUUCUUCUUUGUUUUUUAAUCCGUGCUUACUAGUUACUACCAUCCGUCUCCUCCAAGCGUUUUUGCCUCCCCCGUUCUCCCAUCAGCUCGCAGUUCGCAUGAUAAAAUUGUGGAUAGUUUGUGGAGAGCAGAUUUGUUAUGUGAUCCAACGAACUUCUACUAGUUUGUAAUUAAGAUUCUAAAAUCUGUUUAAAAUUUUUUAUUCGGCAAAACCAUAUUGAAACAACUCCUAUAAAAUAAAGGUGAGAGUAAA
This is a messenger RNA of Oryza brachyantha (malo sina), 2461 nucleotides long. RefSeq names its product probable LRR receptor-like serine/threonine-protein kinase At1g63430. Gene Ontology annotation, biological process: protein phosphorylation. The coding region runs from base 191 to 2143 and encodes 650 amino acids. Lineage: Eukaryota; Viridiplantae; Streptophyta; Magnoliopsida; Poales; Poaceae. The record is from RefSeq and is a predicted model, not a curated record. Gene Ontology annotation, molecular function: ATP binding; protein binding; protein kinase activity. The transcript has 13 exons.